AUGCUCCCCAGCGCCGUGGCGGCCCAUGCCGGCGCCUACUGGGACGUGGUGGCUUCCUCCGCGCUGCUGAACUUCCCCGCCGCGCCGGGCUUCGGCAACCUGGGCAAGAGUUUCCUAAUCGAAAACUUGCUGCGGGCUGGGAGCGCCCCGCCGCACAGGCUACCACCGCCCCCGCCCCACGGCCCGGCAGCAGCUCUCGCCGCGGGCGCUCAGGUCCGGCCCCUGCCCGCCAGCCCGGUUCCGCUCAAGCUGUGCCCCGCGGCAGAACCAGUCAGCCCCAGCGGGGCGCCCUACGGCACGCGGUGGGCGUUUCAAGUGCUCAGCCCCUCGGCGGACGGCGCCAGGCUGCCGGGCCGGGUUCCGGGGGACCGAGACUGUGCCUUCCAGCCAUCAACCCCAGCGCCUUCCAAGCCUUUUUUUCUGAGCGCCCCACCAUUCUACUCGUCGUGCUGCGGUGGGUCCUGUCGGCGCCCUGCCUCCCCCACUGCUUUUCCAAGAGAAGAGAGUGUGCUUCCUCUUCUGACACAGGAAUCUAAUUCCAAAGCUCGGAGGGGUAUUUUAAGAAGAGCUGUCUUUUCUGAGGACCAGAGAAAGGCUCUGGAGAAAAUGUUUCAGAAGCAGAAAUAUAUCAGCAAAACAGACCGAAAGAAACUUGCCGUCAACUUGGGACUAAAGGAAUCACAGGUGAAAAUCUGGUUUCAGAACAGAAGGAUGAAAUGGCGGAAUUCCAAAGAAAAGGAAGUGCUUUCCAACAGAUGCAUCCAAGAAGUAGUCCUUCAAGAGGACCCCCUCUCACGAUCUGCUCUGGGUUUCCCUUCUCCAUGUCCUUCACUCUGGGAAAUCUCCCAACAACACUCGAGUCCAAGAUGGAGGGAGAAUUCACCAGUACCUUCAGAGAGACUAAUCCUGGAGAGUCCAGGGGCAUUGGCCCCAGAAGCAAAGUCACUGCAAGGUGCCUUGUAUUUGUGUUCUGAAGAGGAUGCCAGAGACAAGGGUGUACUUACUGGCUCAGUGUGAAUGGAAGCAUUCUGCCACGUUAACGUAAAGAACAGUUAACUAUUAAUGUUUGGACUCUUAAGCCUGCUAGCUUGUGUCUCAUCAGUGCCUAAAACCUAACACCUUUGGAGUGAAGCAUGGACUAAUGUUUUAGGAAACCCUCUCCAGUGUUCUCUUAUUUGGGUCCUAG
This is a messenger RNA of Balaenoptera ricei (Rice's whale), 1186 nucleotides long. RefSeq names its product developing brain homeobox 2 (gene DBX2). The record is from RefSeq and is a predicted model, not a curated record. NCBI's taxonomy places the organism in Eukaryota, Metazoa, Chordata, Mammalia, Artiodactyla, Balaenopteridae. Gene Ontology annotation, molecular function: DNA binding; DNA-binding transcription factor activity, RNA polymerase II-specific. Gene Ontology annotation, biological process: regulation of transcription by RNA polymerase II. The transcript is spliced from 4 exons. The coding region runs from base 1 to 1017 and encodes 338 amino acids.